Messenger RNA from Penicillium maclennaniae, 978 nucleotides. RefSeq names its product hydroxyacylglutathione hydrolase. Gene Ontology annotation, molecular function: hydroxyacylglutathione hydrolase activity. The transcript has 8 exons. Bases 1 to 978 code for a protein of 325 amino acids. Lineage: Eukaryota; Fungi; Ascomycota; Eurotiomycetes; Eurotiales; Aspergillaceae. The record is from RefSeq and is a predicted model, not a curated record.
AUGUUCCGCAUGACGUUUGAUAUGUCAUCCCAAGCUGCCGCCGCUAUACACAGCUAUGUCCCCGCACUACUGCCUUCAUCUUGUCUUGUGAUGAAUUUUACAAGAAAUAUUCGAUCCUUUGGUAUUCGUCAGCUUCGCACCCCGAACGUCCGAGCCAUGCAUAUUCAGUCAAUUCCUAUGUGGACGGGGAAGGGCAAUAACUAUGCCUACCUUGUCACCGACGAACCGACAAAAAAGUCGGUUAUCAUCGACCCCGCCAACCCCCCGAGUAAGUUCGAGUUAUAUCAUUGGCUAUCGAAUGCCAAGUUGAUUGUGGUAAUCAGAGUGGCACCCGGGUUGAAGUCUCAGAUCGAUGCUGGGAAGAUUGAAUUGACAGCAAUUGUCAACACUCACCACCACUGGGACCAUGCUGGAGGCAACGAUGAGAUGUUGAAGCAAUUUGGUAAGCUUCCCGUCAUUGGAGGCAAAGAAAGCCAGUCUGUCACUAGGACCCCGGCACACGGCGAAGAGUUCAAGAUUGGAGACCGUAUCUCCGUCAAGGCAUUGCAUACCCCAUGCCACACUCAAGACAGCAUCUGUUACUAUAUGCAAGACGGUGACCAACGUGUGGUGUUCACCGGUGAUACCUUGUUCAUUGGAGGUUGCGGCCGUUUCUUUGAGGGUAACGCCGCAGAGAUGCACAAGGCACUGAACGAGACGCUGGCAUCCUUGCCAGACGACACCAAGGUUUAUCCCGGCCACGAGUACACCAAGGCGAACGUGAAGUUCUGCAUCCAUGUGUCCCAGACGGAGCCCAUCAAGAAGCUUCAGGCUUUUGCGGAAGCCAACAAAGAGACGCAGGGAAAGUUUACCAUCGGCGAUGAGAAGCUCCACAAUGUGUUCAUGCGCGUUCAUGACCCAGAGGUCCAGAAAGUGACUGGAAAGACCGACCCAGUAGAUGUGAUGGAUGCUCUGCGAACCAUGAAGAACAACAUGUAG